Molecule: messenger RNA, 942 nt
Organism: Fusarium venenatum
Lineage: Eukaryota; Fungi; Ascomycota; Sordariomycetes; Hypocreales; Nectriaceae
Product: cysteine synthase
Biological process (GO): L-cysteine biosynthetic process
Cellular component (GO): cytoplasm
Source: RefSeq, a predicted model, not a curated record
AUGACUCCUCCUCCUCCAACCGACUCGAUACUCCACACAAUAGGGAAUACCCCGGUAGUGAGACUCCAACAGGUUGUCCCUGAAGGUUGCGCAGAUGUGUAUGUGAAGCUUGAAUUUUUCAGUCCAACAGGCUCAUACAAGGACCGCAUGGCAAAAUCAAUGAUCGAGGAAGCCGAACGAUCCGGACGACUUGCCCAUCCCAUGACUGUUGUCGAAGCCACAGGUGGUAGCACAGGCUCAUCACUAGCAUUUGUUUGUGCUGUGAAAGGAUACAAAUUUGUGGCUCUCUCUUCCAAUGCGUAUGCAGACGAGAAACUACGCACCAUGUCGGCGUUUGGGGCCACAGUUGAUAUAACCCACAGCCCUACCGGAAAGGCCACUGCGGACCUGAUGACGCAUAUGAAGGAUAAAGCCGUGGAACUCAGCAAGCGAGAUGGCUACUUCUACACAGAUCAGUUUAGUAAUCGCGACGCGCUCGUCGGAUAUAGACAAAUUGGCCAUGAGCUGGUCGCUCAAUUUCCGGAUGGAUUUGACGCAUUCUGCGGUUCCUUUGGCACCGGGGGCAUGGCGAUGGGCGUUUCUAGUGUCCUCAAGCCAGCUAUGCCAGCUAUCCGAGUCGUUCUCGUCGAGCCUGAUGGUCCAGCCCUGCUUUCAAAGGGACAGAAAGGCGCCCACGGUGUGGAUGGGAUCUCACCGGGUUUUAUCUCUCAACACGUUGAUGAAACGUUAUACGAUGGCACGCAGGUUGUGCAAGAAGAAAAAGGGCGAAGGAUGUGUAAGGAACUUGCCAAACGCGAAGGAAUUUUCGUGGGAACGUCAUCAGGACUGAAUAUUGCAGCUGCAAUCCAGCUUGCUAAAGAACUUGGCCCAGGAAAAAAGGUUGUUACAGUUGCCUGUGAUACGGGGAUGAAAUACCUCUCCGGGUCACUCUUCUCGAGAUAG